AGACUUUAAAAAAGUUACGAGGCUACAUAGUUAAAGUUGCGUGAUUUUAUUGUUAUUUCGCGCACCUCGGCAGAUCUGGUACGAGAAAAAAACCUCUAGAACUUGAUACUUCACAAUCAGUCAGUUCAAUGUAAACAAGCCAAGAGCAACGAACUACCCCUCAGAGCAAGCAUCGCAGACUAGUUCUCGGGUCGUGGUGGGCGUGUCACUUAAAAUGGAUCGAUUUUCAUUGAGUGCCAAUGGCGGGAUCUUGGCAGCGGGCGAGUUUCUCAUCACCUCCGGGGACAAUGUCAAACUCUACGAUGGCCAUCAAAAGGUGAAACUAAUGGAGUUAGUUCUGAUCCCUGGCGAUUUGCCCUUGAAAGCUUGCCAUCCGUUUCAGACUAAAUUCGAGAUUGGCGAACUCCACCUGACCUCUCAUCGGCUCAUUUGGCAUAAUCCAGCCAUCGAAUCCGCCCACUUAAGCCUGCCCUUGCCCUUGGUGGUCUUUCUCGAAGAGGAAACGGGUGGACUCAUGAAAAGCCCCAAGAUCGUUUUGCACUUGGCCCCAGCUCAUGGUAGUGGUGCCUCGCCCACUGCCAAUUUCGUAAAGCUCUCUUUCAAACAAGGAGGUGAGAAACAAUUCAAGGCGAAAUUGCAUGAUGCUCUAGAACAAAAACAAUGGGAGAUCGUGGUGCGCCAAAAGGCUCGUGGUCCUUCAGCGUCAAUGCCAAAGAUGCGCACAGGAAUCGGUGGGAUUGAGAGGAGCAUUGCGCAGAAGUCGAAGCUAAGAGACACCGAGAUCUCCAAGGCAUUCCAGGAUCUCGAAAAACUUAUGGAAAUGGCUAAACCCAUGGUUUCUCUGGCCAAGAGUAUCUCGAGUAAAAUCCGAGAUCGUCAAGGAGAGGUAUCCGAUGACGAAACUGUCCAAUUCAAGUCCUAUUUGCUGAGUCUAGGCAUCUCAGAUCCUGUUACACGUGAUACCCACGGCACGGGUCAAUCCUAUUAUCGAGAGCUUGCCAAAGAGAUCUUUUGGAUUCUCGAUCAACCGCUUCAGGAGAGUGGUGGCAUGAUGACUUUGACGGAUGUGUUUUGUCGAGUGAAUAGAGCCCGAGGCUUAGAACUGUUGUCCCCAGAGGACCUCUUAAACGCUUGCAAGGCUUUACCCGAGGCAGGUCUACCUUUGCGCCUCUAUACCUUCGACACUGGAGUUAGUGUUCUUCAACUGACUUCACACACUCAAGAAGCAUUGAUCUUAAAAACCAAAGAAGCGCUGGAACAAAGUGGAUCGCUCACUGUUGAGGAGUUGUCCAAAGCCUCUGGUAUUUCUGUGAUAUUGGCUAAAGAACGCUUGCUCUCGGCGGAGCGGAGCGGGGCAGCUUGUCGAGAUGACACCGUCGAAGCCUUGCGAUUUUACCCCAAUAAGUUCUUAACAUGCUAAUAGAAAAACUGAUUUUUUUUUUCAUUUCAUUUUCAAUAAACACUUAGCUACGGACUUAGA
Tigriopus californicus is the source of this 1480-nucleotide messenger RNA. It is a transcript of the gene Vps36, whose product is annotated as vacuolar protein-sorting-associated protein 36-like. Gene Ontology annotation, molecular function: phosphatidylinositol-3-phosphate binding; ubiquitin binding. Bases 215 to 1420 code for a protein of 401 amino acids. The record is from RefSeq and is a predicted model, not a curated record. Gene Ontology annotation, cellular component: late endosome membrane; ESCRT II complex. Lineage: Eukaryota; Metazoa; Arthropoda; Copepoda; Harpacticoida; Harpacticidae. Gene Ontology annotation, biological process: protein transport to vacuole involved in ubiquitin-dependent protein catabolic process via the multivesicular body sorting pathway. The transcript is spliced from 5 exons.